AAGGUAGACCCUGUUGUAAUCACUCGCCUGUCCAGGCGGCGGCAGCACUGUGACGACAUUGAGAAACGGAACAUUUGAUUGCGCAUGCGUAUGAGCUGGGGCGCAGAACUGUGAUGGCGGACAGCGGAGAGAGGAGGAAGCUUCCACUUGUCCCAGAGAACCUAUUGAAGAGGAGGAAGGCUUACCAGGCCAUUAAAGCCACCCAGGCCAAGCAAGCUUUACAGGAAAAGAGAAAGCUUCAGAAGGGAAAGCAGAUUCAGUUUAAACGAAUUGAGAAUUUUCUCAGAGACUCCAGGCAAAAACACCGCGAUGAAGUACGUUUUGCUCGAAUGGCAAAGAAGCCGCGUGAGACCAAAGUGCCUGCUGGACAGAAGUUGGGUUUUGCAGUGAGGCUCAGACCGAUUCAUGGGGUCAGUCCAAAGGUACAGAAAAUUAUUCAGAUGUUGCGACUCCGCCAACUCUACAGUGGCUCCUUCAUCAAACUGAACAAGACAUCAUUGAAAAUGCUGAAGAUGGUGGAGCCCUACGUUGCCUGGGGGUUUCCCAAUUUGAAAUCUAUUCGUGAACUGAUUCUGAAACGGGGCCAAGCAAAAGUCAACAAGAAGCGUGUGGCUUUAACCGACAAUAGAAUCAUUGAGCAGCAUCUGGGAAAAUGGGGAAUGAUUUGUCUCGAGGACUUAAUACAUGAAAUCUAUUGUGUGGGAAAAUCAUUCAAGGAGGCCAUGAACUUUCUGUGGCCCUUCAGACUGUCUGUAGCUCGACAUGCAGCAAGAAACAAAGUGGGAUUUCUCCGUGAGCUUGGAGAGACGGGGAAUCGUGGAGAAGAAAUCAAUAAACUGAUUCGGCAGCUCAAUUAAAGGUCCUACAUGGAUAAAUGUGUUGGGAUCGAAUUUGUUCUUCUAUACUAUGUAUAGUAAACCCUACAGAAUCAUAUUCAGCUCGAAAGUGUUUCCCUCUCAGUAUACUGGAACAGAUCAUCGGACAGCAUGCUACCGCUUACUGACUGUAUCUCAAGACCUCGGUCUGGGUGGGUUGGAUUGGUGUCAUAGAGCCAUACAGCAUAGAAACAGUGGAUUGUGAUUAUUGUGAUCUGUAUCUUGGGGGUUGUGUCUAGCCACCAUUUGAAAGUGAAAGAGUUUACAAUCUGUGAAACUGUCAGAAGUAAAUUUGAAUUAUUCGAAAUUUUAAUCAAAGCUGUUAAUAGACUUGGAUGUCAUCAAAUAUCAGUCUGGUGUUUCAUAAAAUUUGAUAUUCAUUCUCAAA
This is a messenger RNA of Rhincodon typus (whale shark), 1263 nucleotides long. It is a transcript of the gene rpl7l1, whose product is annotated as ribosomal protein L7-like 1. Gene Ontology annotation, biological process: maturation of LSU-rRNA from tricistronic rRNA transcript (SSU-rRNA, 5.8S rRNA, LSU-rRNA). The transcript is spliced from 7 exons. Gene Ontology annotation, molecular function: RNA binding; structural constituent of ribosome. Gene Ontology annotation, cellular component: cytosolic large ribosomal subunit. The record is from RefSeq and is a predicted model, not a curated record. The coding region runs from base 114 to 857 and encodes 247 amino acids. Lineage: Eukaryota; Metazoa; Chordata; Chondrichthyes; Orectolobiformes; Rhincodontidae.